AUUGAAUUGGUUUCUACAGCAGCAGGAGGAAUUGGUCGAACGUUUCAUCUUUUCUCCAUUCCAUACGAGUACCUAUUCAACAUCACUGCUUUUCUGCAGGGCCCAUCAUCAUGGCAGGACUCUUGAAGAAGCCGUUCAAGCUCGCUCUGAUUCAGCUAGCAUCAGGUGGUGAUAAAACAGCAAACCUUGCCCAUGCUCGAUCAAAAGUUAUCGAGGCAGCCAAAGCCGGCGCCUCAAUGAUAGUCCUUCCCGAAUGCUUCAAUUCACCAUAUGGCUGUCAAUAUUUCCCCAAAUAUGCAGAGACCAUCCUUCCUGCUCCCCCAUCUCACGAAAAGUCGCCCUCAUGGCAUAUGUUAUCCUCCGUUGCAGCCGAGACGAAGACGUACCUUGUUGGUGGAAGUAUACCUGAAUUUGUGCCGGAAACGAAGGAAUAUUUCAACACUUCUUUGGUCUUCUCGCCGACUGGCAAGCUGCUAGCAACACAUCGCAAGACGCAUCUUUUCGAUAUAGACAUACCAGGGAAGAUCAAGUUCAAAGAGAGUGACGUUCUAUCCCCCGGCAACAAAGUGACUAUCGUCGACUUGCCAGAAUAUGGUAAGAUUGGACUGGCUAUUUGUUACGAUGUUCGCUUUCCGGAGCUUGCCAUGAUUGCUGCCAGAAAAGGUGCUUUCAUGUUUGUUUAUCCAGGGGCAUUUAACACUACAACUGGUCCAAUGCAUUGGUCUUUGCAGGCUCGAGCUAGAGCAAUGGACAACCAAAUUUAUGUUGCUAUGUGCAGUCCUGCACGAGACACGGAGGCAACGUAUCAUGCUUAUGGCCACUCAAUGAUUGUCAACCCCAAUGCCGAGGUUUUGACUGAGGCGGCCGAGCAUGAAGACAUUGUAUAUGCCGAUAUUGCUGGGGCCAAAAUUGAGGAGACCAGGAAGGGCAUUCCGAUCUACAGUCAAAGACGGUUUGAUGUUUAUCCUGAUGUUAGUGCCGGCAAAGUGCGCUAUGAGGAUGAAACAAGCUCAUAGAUGUGCCCACAUUCCUCCAAGAGCAUAGCAUAAAAUCAAAAUAUAGCUAAAGGCACCUCAUGCU
Molecule: messenger RNA, 1080 nt
Organism: Exophiala xenobiotica
Lineage: Eukaryota; Fungi; Ascomycota; Eurotiomycetes; Chaetothyriales; Herpotrichiellaceae
Exons: 2
Coding region: 111-1016 (301 amino acids)
Biological process (GO): L-glutamine metabolic process; oxaloacetate metabolic process
Cellular component (GO): mitochondrion
Molecular function (GO): omega-amidase activity
Source: RefSeq, a predicted model, not a curated record